Messenger RNA from Egretta garzetta (little egret), 1185 nucleotides. RefSeq names its product solute carrier family 32 member 1 (gene SLC32A1). The record is from RefSeq and is a predicted model, not a curated record. Gene Ontology annotation, molecular function: amino acid transmembrane transporter activity. Gene Ontology annotation, cellular component: vacuolar membrane. Bases 1 to 1185 code for a protein of 394 amino acids. Gene Ontology annotation, biological process: amino acid transmembrane transport. Lineage: Eukaryota; Metazoa; Chordata; Aves; Pelecaniformes; Ardeidae. The transcript has a single exon.
AUGUUUGUUCUGGGCCUGCCCUAUGCCAUUCUUCAUGGUGGAUACCUAGGACUCUUUUUAAUAAUUUUCGCUGCAGUGGUUUGCUGCUAUACUGGGAAAAUCCUUAUUGCCUGUCUUUAUGAAGAGAAUGAGGAUGGGGAGAUAGUCAGGGUGAGAGACUCCUACGUGGACAUAGCGAACGCAUGCUGCGCGCCCCGCUUCCCCACCCUCGGAGGCAGAAUUGUGAAUGUGGCUCAGAUCAUUGAACUGGUCAUGACCUGCAUCCUCUAUGUGGUGGUCAGUGGGAACCUGAUGUACAACAGCUUCCCCAACCUGCCCGUCUCCCAGAAGUCGUGGUCCAUCAUUGCCACGGCAGUGCUCCUGCCCUGUGCGUUCUUGAAGAACCUCAAGGCAGUCUCCAAGUUCAGCUUGCUCUGCACACUAGCCCACUUUGUGAUCAACAUCUUGGUGAUUGCCUACUGCCUCUCCAGGGCACGCGACUGGGCCUGGGACAAAGUCAAGUUUUACAUUGAUGUAAAGAAAUUUCCCAUCUCCAUUGGCAUCAUUGUCUUCAGCUACACCUCUCAGAUCUUUCUGCCUUCCUUGGAGGGGAACAUGCAGAACCCCAAGGAGUUUCAUUGCAUGAUGAACUGGACUCACAUAGCAGCUUGCAUCCUUAAGGGACUCUUUGCCUUGGUUGCCUAUCUGACCUGGGCUGAUGAGACCAAGGAAGUCAUUACAGACAACUUGCCAUCCACCAUUAGGGCAGUAGUCAACAUUUUCCUGGUGGCCAAAGCCUUGCUCUCGUACCCCUUGCCGUUCUUUGCGGCUGUGGAAGUCCUGGAGCGGUCCCUUUUCCAAGAUGGAAACAGGGCAUUCUUCCCCAACUGCUACGGGGGUGACGGGCGUCUCAAAUCCUGGGGACUCACCCUCAGAUGUGCCCUGGUAGUUUUCACCCUGCUCAUGGCUAUCUAUGUCCCGCAUUUUGCCCUCUUGAUGGGUCUUACUGGGAGCCUCACAGGCGCAGGGCUCUGUUUCCUGCUCCCCAGUCUUUUCCACCUCAAACUCUUGUGGAGGAAGCUUUUGUGGCACCACGUCUUCUUUGAUGUCGCCAUUUUUGUUAUAGGUGGUAUCUGCAGCGUCUCUGGGUUCAUCCACUCUUUAGAAGGCCUCAUAGAGGCCUUCAGAACCAACGCUGAAGACUAA